Drosophila arizonae is the source of this 413-nucleotide messenger RNA. RefSeq names its product Cuticular protein 65Au (gene Cpr65Au). Gene Ontology annotation, cellular component: chitin-based extracellular matrix. Lineage: Eukaryota; Metazoa; Arthropoda; Insecta; Diptera; Drosophilidae. Gene Ontology annotation, molecular function: structural constituent of chitin-based larval cuticle. The record is from RefSeq and is a predicted model, not a curated record.
GGUCAAUGGGUUAGUAAAGUGCAGUCAAGUGUUAACCGAACAUGCAAGGCUCUACCCUGUUCUUUGUUGUCGUCUGCCUGGCGGGUAGUUGCGUGCUCGCACUGCCCCGGCCAGACGAUGCGCAGGCGGAGGUCAUUCGACUGGAGACGGACAACAAUGGCGUCGACAAAUACUCAUUCAACUACGAGACGAGCAACGGCAUUGUGCGCAGCGAGGAGGGCGUGCUGAAGCCGGGCGUGGGCGAUGCCGAGGGCGUGCUCACUGUGUCCGGCUCCAGCAGCUGGACGGCGCCGGAUGGCAAGAAAUACGAGAUUACCUUUACGGCUGACGAAACGGGCUAUCAUCCCACCAUCAAGCUAGUUGCCUAGACACUACAACGGAUCCCAGCGGAACACCACGAAAGACACAACACC